Messenger RNA from Arachis duranensis, 1095 nucleotides. Its product is annotated as protein FAR1-RELATED SEQUENCE 5-like. Lineage: Eukaryota; Viridiplantae; Streptophyta; Magnoliopsida; Fabales; Fabaceae. The coding region runs from base 1 to 1095 and encodes 364 amino acids. Gene Ontology annotation, biological process: regulation of DNA-templated transcription. The record is from RefSeq and is a predicted model, not a curated record. The transcript is spliced from 2 exons.
AUGGCUGAGAGUGGAUAUGAAAUACUGGAUGAAGAAGCCGGUGACCAUGGAGAUGUAUUGCAGUUGAGUAAGGAAGAGAUAAUGAGUAAGGUAUUCCGAAGCGAAGAAAUAGCAUAUGAAUUUUAUAGGAGGUUUGGCAAAUGUUUUGGUUUUGGUAUUCGGAAGGGUGACUCGGGAAAAGAUGAAAGUGGAAGGGUUAUUCGUAGGAGAUUUUUUUGUAACAAAGCGGGCUUGAGACAACGUCAUCACUAUGAUAGGUUAGAUAAGCAGAGAGGUCACAGACCAGAAAUGCACACAAAUUGUGAGGCAAAGUUGUCAGUCUACCUUGAUGUGGUCAGUGGUAUAUGGAGGGUUCAUAGUGUUCCGAUGUCUAAGAUUCUGGGGUAUAUGGCUGGACAGGCUGGUGGCUAUUCUCUAAUGGGCUUCACUAAGAAGGAUGCAUACAAUUAUAUUAACAAUGCUAAGCGUGCAAAGAUUAUUGAUGGGGACUCUAACGCCGCUGUUGUAUAUUUGGAGGAAAAAAUGGGGGUCAAUCCAAUGUCGAUGGCUAGGUAUAAUGUUACUAAGGAUAAUAUGCUGGCCAAUAUGUUUUGGGCCGAUGGUGGCAGUAGAGUUGAUUACCAAUACUUUGGAGAUGUUCUAGCCUUUGAUUCCACCUACAAGAAAAAUAAAUAUCGGAGACCGUUGGUGAUAUUUUCUAGUGUGAAUAACCAUAAGCAAACGACAAUAUUUGGGUUUGGCUUGGUGUUAGAUGAAAGCGUUGGGUCUUAUAAGUGGUUGCUGGAAAAUUUGUUGGAAGUCAUGUGUAACAAGAAGCCGUCAGUUGUAGUCACGGAUGGCUGUUAUUUGAUAAAAGCUGCAAUCAAGUCUGUUUUUCUGGAGGCAACACAUCGAUUGUGUGCUUGGCAUAUGGAGAAGAACGUAACCGCUAAUGUGAAGGAAGAGGAACUGUGGCAAUAUUUCACCCGGUGGCUAUACUCAGAUAUGGAAAUAGAUGAAUUCGAGGUUGAGUGGGAUGAUGCCGUUGAAGAGUAUGGGUUGCAAAAUAGUUUUUGGGCCAAAAAAAACUUUUCAGAAGAGGAUGAUGUGGGCUGA